Messenger RNA from Lingula anatina, 1266 nucleotides. Its product is annotated as methyl-CpG-binding domain protein 2. Gene Ontology annotation, cellular component: nucleus. NCBI's taxonomy places the organism in Eukaryota, Metazoa, Brachiopoda, Lingulata, Lingulida, Lingulidae. Gene Ontology annotation, molecular function: methyl-CpG binding. The record is from RefSeq and is a predicted model, not a curated record. Gene Ontology annotation, biological process: DNA methylation-dependent constitutive heterochromatin formation; negative regulation of transcription by RNA polymerase II.
GAUAUUUAAUAGCAGUGGUUAGGCUGCAUGUUGUGCCGGUUAACAUUGUCAGUUAAGACAGAUCUUUGAGAUAAAUUAAGUAAUUUUGCACAUUAUGUCAUUUGAAAAAAGAAGGUCAGACUGCACAGGUUUACCUUCCGGGUGGAUGAGAGAAGAAGUUGUUCGGAAAUCGGGGUUAUCAGCUGGUAAAACCGAUGUCUAUUAUAUCAGUCCUGAUGGAAGAAAAUUUCGCAGCAAACCACAGUUAGCAAGACACCUUGGGGAUCUCUAUGAUUUAACAGCUUUUGACUUUAGAACAGGAAAAAUUGUCCAUAGUUCGAUUAGGAAAAGUCGUCGAAUGAAAGGUCUGAGGCAUGAUUCUAGUCUUGUGCUUCCUAUUCGCCAAACGGCCUCGAUAUUCAAGCAACCAGUCACUGUCAUCAGAACACAGCCUCAAUCAAAAUCACGCACAGACUUAAAACAUGGACCACAAGAUCCCCCAAAACAGUUAUUCUGGGAGAAGAAUCUCCAAGGCAUUGAUGCUUGUGAUACAUCAGAAAAUAUAUUCAAAACCAUAGAGCUACCUAAAAAUUUACUAGGUGUUGGACCAGAUUUGAGUGAAGAAAAUCUACUCCAAAGUAUAGCAGCAGCACUUCACUUGAGCAAUGAACCUUUACUAGGACAGGGUGCAUCAAAAUCGGCCAUAGACAAAAACCCUGGAGUUAACAUCAACCCUGGGCAACCUCUUAUACAGAAAGUACUCAUCAGUGAUGAAGAUGUGAGGCGACAAGAACACCGAGUGAGAGCAGCAAGGAAAAAACUGCAGGAAGCUCUGGAGUACUGGGGCACAGAUGGACUUUGAAUCCACAGUCCAAACAAUUCAAGGGAAAAGAAACACUGCUGCAUAGGAAAGGAGGGCAAGAAAGUUUCCAAGCUGCUUCAUUUAAUCAAAUACCAGAGUCUGUGACUGUACAAUACACACAAAUGGUCUGACUUAAAAUAAUUUUAAGUGAACAGCAGCUCAAACACAUUAUCAAUGUUGUAUAUAAGGAAUCAAAAAUGCCUCUUCAUAUUCAUUAGCUUUUUUUCCCAGAAAGCAAUUUGUAGAAGUGAGAGACUAUUAACUCACCAUUGAUACUCUUAUGGAAUCAAAGUAAUCUGCUACUUGCUCUUAGAUAAACUUAUUGAGACUGUCAUCUCAGAACAAAGCCGGUUGAGAUAUCAGAAAAACAUCUAAUAUAUUUUAUUAAAAUUUUAAUAGUGUAUAUAAUAAACUAUUCAAGAAAU